CGGGAUGUGUAAUUUAUUUGUCUGCUGCAUUUAUUUGGUUGAUUCAAUGUCCUUUCACCUCCUUUUCUUUCCAUUGUAUUUUCUCGCAGCAGCCCGUUCUUGAACUCAAUUACAACAUCCACUUGAAUCCGAUCUGACUCGAUCCAAAGACCAGCAAGAACGGUAGACCAGAUCCCAUGGCUUCGAACACUGCACAGGGAGAUGUGGACGAAUUUGACGACGAUGAUCUAGAUCUCGAAGAAUUAUUGGAGGUAGUGCAAACAGUAGAACAACAACACGCAGCAACCACGACCACGGCAGAAGAUCGAACUAUCUCAUUUGUAUCUUCAGAGGACGACCCUACCCCGCCACCUCCUUUGCCACCCUCCACUGCUUGCCACCACAAAUUCGACCCAGAAAAUUUGAGGACAUGGAUUUAUCCAGUCAAUUACCCUCUUCGUGGUUACCAGCUGAAUAUUGUCAAAAAAGCCUUAUUUCACAAUACGCUCGUUGCUUUGCCUACCGGCUUGGGUAAAACAUUUAUCGCUGCCGUUGUUAUGUACAAUUACUAUCGCUGGUUUCCCGAAUCCAUCAUUAUCUUUAUGGCUCCUACACGUCCUUUGGUCGAACAGCAAAUCGAAGCCUGUCAUAAAAUUUGCGGUUUGCAGGAAACAACUUUAUUGAUGGGUACCACCUCAGCGGCCAAACGAACACUUUUAUGGAGGGAUAAUCGCGUAUUUUUUGCAACGCCUCAAACAGUUGAAAAGGAUAUUGCUUCGAGACAGUUUCCCUUGGAGAAGGUCGCCUGCGUCGUGGUGGACGAAGCCCAUCGGGCAACCGGCAAUUUCGCUUAUUCCGUCGUUAUUCGUAAGCUAGCACAGAGGAACAAGCACUUCCGCGUGUUGGCAUUGACAGCUACGCCUGGCUCCACUUUGGAUGCAGUGCAGGACGUCAUCACCAAUCUUCAAAUCACAAACAUACAAAUAAGAACGGAGGACUCGAUGGAUAUUCGCGAGUUUUCGCACGGCAAGAACAUUCAAAAUAUCACCGUUCGACUCGAUUAUACAGAAGGGUCCACGGGUCUCUUGCCUCGCAUCAUCAAUGACUACAGAAACAAAGUGUUUCAGCCCCUGUUGGAUGACCUUGCUCGCAAGCCUAGCGGUGUGCAGCCGGAUAUAGAUCAAGUGACACCUUAUGGAUUGAUGAGCAAACGGAAUUACUUCAUGGCUACGGCAAAGAAUCUCAACGCCUCACUGAAAUUUAGCAUUUUUCAGUCUUUUCUUAUGGCAGAGGCUGUCUGCCGUGCUUAUGACAGACUUUGCCAUCAUGGUAUCGGUUCGUUCGUCGACACGGUUCAAAAUAAACUUGAAGAGUUCAAAAAAACGGAAGAGAGUGGGAAAAAGUUGAAAAAAGCCGAGAUCGCUUUCAAGAACAAUCAUCAUUUACAGAACAUUUUGACCAUGGCAAAACGAGCUAUGGAGAACCCGGAUUUUGCAGGUCACCCCAAAAUUGAUCGAAUGGUAUCGAUCCUUAUCCAUCAUUUCACCAGUUUGGCGCAAGGCGAAGCGUCGAAAGUGAUGGUUUUCUCCACUUACCGAAGUUCAGUGACGGAAAUUUGUAAAGUAUUAGACAGGCACAGGCCUAUUAUUAGAUGCUCCCCUUUUGUUGGUCAAUCGAUGGAUAAAAAAGGUGCAAAAGGAUUGAAUCAGAGAGAGCAGCAAGAAGUCAUUCAAAAGUUCAAAAAGGAUGAAAUCAAUGUCAUUGUGGCCACUAGUAUUGGUGAAGAAGGCCUUGAUAUUGGUGAAGUAGAUUUGAUUAUUUGCUAUGAUUCUGAAAGCUCACCUAUUCGUAUGUUGCAAAGAAUGGGGCGGACAGGUCGCAAAAGACAAGGAAAGUGUAUUCUUCUAUUAACUCAAUCCGAAGAGAAAAAGUAUGCGCGUGCAAAAGAAGCAUAUGCCAAGAUUCAGCAAUUGAUCGCUCGUGGUUGCAACUUGAACUAUUACAAACCUAAUCCGCCUGUGCUUCCUGCUAAUUAUAAGCCUACUAUUUGUCGCAAAGUACUAACAGUCAGACCUUAUGUUUCAAGUACAUCCGUUAACAAACGGAAGCGUAAUAAUCAACAGACCAAAUAUACUGCAGAAGGCUAUUUGCAACCGGCAGCUCAGAGGACCUUCAUUGAGAGUUUCUCUGAUAGUCAAGGCCAGCGCUUUACCAAUAUUGAAGAGAUCAAAGAUCGGUAUUGGCCUGCGUACAACACAAAGAGAAGUUUGAGUAAAUACUUACCUUUACAAGCGCAAGCGAAAUCGACCUUCCGUGUGGAUCAUAGUCAUCGUACCAUUCGAUUUACUGGCUUGAUCAACCGUAUCGAGCAGCGUAUUUUAAACCCUGAUAAGCGUAUUCGUUUGAACGUGUCGUCUACUGGCAAUGACGACCGACCAGGCGACAACAUACUAGUACUUCCCUCUAAAUCUAAACCGUCUAUAAGCAUUGUUACAAGGAAAAGUAGCAAGGCUACUGUAAAGACAGAGCAAAGAAGAUUGCAUGAUUGGCAAAAUGAAGCUGAUAUGGCCGAAUUCAUGGAACAGCAAAACAUACGUCAAAUUGUUGGCAUCGACAAUGAGAGCUCGUUUGAAAAUUCGUUUUCUUUAUCUUUGCCCUUCAAUGAAAUUGAACAACCUAGAAAGGAAAGCAAGAUACUCCUCUCACCUGUGCGCAACAUGCCAACGAAGGUAACGAAAGGAAAAGAAAAACAGUGAAUCAUCGUGGGAGCCCAUGCUACCUGAUAGCUUAUUUAUGGACGAUACUUUAACUGGGCCGCAGCUCAAAAAAAACCAAAGCGGGAAUGAUGCAAAAGAACCAUCCCUCAGCCUAUUCUUAUCACCUGAACCACCACCUUU
This is a messenger RNA of Mycotypha africana, 2876 nucleotides long. RefSeq names its product P-loop containing nucleoside triphosphate hydrolase protein. NCBI's taxonomy places the organism in Eukaryota, Fungi, Mucoromycota, Mucoromycetes, Mucorales, Mycotyphaceae. The transcript has 4 exons. Gene Ontology annotation, biological process: replication fork reversal; double-strand break repair via synthesis-dependent strand annealing; interstrand cross-link repair. The record is from RefSeq and is a predicted model, not a curated record. Gene Ontology annotation, molecular function: four-way junction DNA binding; ATP binding; 3'-5' DNA helicase activity. The coding region runs from base 177 to 2735 and encodes 852 amino acids.